ACAGUUUCUUCUGGAGCUUCCACGUGAAGUAUAUACGGCAAGGUUAUGUACCGGCGGCUGGCGUCCUGAUUAUGCGCGAAAGAAAGGUAUCAUGUCGAUGACAAGAGGACGCGAGAGAGCGAGGCCGAGGAAGCGAGGGGCAACUGGCACUUAUAGCACGCGAGCCAGCCAGUGUUUUGUUGGUCGUCGUCGUGGUAGGGCACGGUCGCUCCUCACCGGCUCACCCUUGACUCGCUCGCUCGAGGCUGAUGUAAACAGAUCCGGCUCGUCGUGCGUGAGUCUCCUGAGCAUCGUCCUAGUGCGUACUGCUUAUCGAUGCUCAUGUGAUUUUUUUUUUUUACAAGCGGAUUCGCAACAAUACGACAAUUUUGGAGAUUUCUUGGGUUUUAACCAAGUUUUCUCUGCCUUAACCCAGUGAAAAGUGAAUACAUAUGUGAACGGUGACACAUAACAGUGGUUUGCGUUCAUACCGGCUCAUAGUGCUUCCAAACCGAGAAGGCAAGGUACACGCAACUGACUAGGAACAGGUAAACCACACUACCACCAGCGACAUAGCGUGAAGUGCACUGACCUGGGAGCUACAAGGCCACGAGCACGAGGACCAUGCCUGACCUUCGCCGCGCCGUGCUUGUGUUCGUCGUGUGUUAGUGUUUCCCCCGCGUGUGUGCCGCCGGGAUGCUGCCGCGUGAGAGGGUAGCGAUGGGGCCCCGGCUACGCCUCCUGCUACUACGGCUGCUACUCCUUCUUCCAUGCGUUUCCGUGCGGGCUCUAGGUGCGGCGGCAGCAGUUCGCACGUCCACUGCCCCGGCCGGCCCCGUGCUGGUGGAGCCGCCCCCCAGCGUGGUGACCUUCACUAACAGCUCCGGGGCCGUGGUGGCGUGCCUGGCCCGCGGUGACCCUUCCCCCCAGGUGGCUUGGCUCAACUUGGACCACUCGCCCGUAACGAACAUUCCCAGCGUGAGGGAGGUCCUGAGCAACGGGUCCCUGGUGGUGUGGCCCUUCAGCGGCACAGACUACCGCCAGGAUGUCCACGCCGCUGUCUACCAGUGCCGCGCCUCCAACCCCGCUGGCGUGGUGCUGGCGCCUCCCACCACGCUUCGGGCCGGUAAGUGAUGUAUAGGUGCAACCGCGAACUGUCUUGAUGAGGGACUGGGUUACGUUAAGCAGGUGAGUGUGGUGGCCCGCUGAGGCGACGAUGGUGGUACACA
This is a messenger RNA of Eriocheir sinensis (Chinese mitten crab), 1208 nucleotides long. Its product is annotated as cell adhesion molecule Dscam2-like. The record is from RefSeq and is a predicted model, not a curated record. The transcript is spliced from 3 exons. The coding region runs from base 676 to 1113 and encodes 145 amino acids. Lineage: Eukaryota; Metazoa; Arthropoda; Malacostraca; Decapoda; Varunidae.